Molecule: messenger RNA, 399 nt
Organism: Cyphellophora attinorum
Lineage: Eukaryota; Fungi; Ascomycota; Eurotiomycetes; Chaetothyriales; Cyphellophoraceae
Exons: 2
Coding region: 1-399 (132 amino acids)
Source: RefSeq, a predicted model, not a curated record
AUGACUGUGAUUCUAGCAACUUUUACGCCCACCAAAGGCAAAGAGGAUGAGGUCGAGAACAUGUUGCUGAGAUUGGUCAAGAAAGUCCGCGACAAAGAGCCAAGGAUCGAAAUCUUCAAACCCUACAAAGCCGUCCGGCACGCAGACGGGUGUCCCGAGUUCUGUGUGUACCAAAGAUACCCAGAUGAGCAGACUCUGGAUCAGCAUCGCCACAGCGAGCAUUACAAAUCACUGAUCGAGGAGGCAAUUUCGAAGGGACAUCUCACGACAAGUCCGCACUACCGCCGGGUGGGCUCCAAUACCGAAAGUAUCGUGAAUGACAUGUCGUUUUGGCGAAACCUUGGGUAUGAUGAUUGGACGUACCUUUACGGAAGUCUUGAAGAGCAGAAGUCGCGCUGA